AUGUCUUUAUUAACGCCGCCAAAACUUGUCGCCUCAACUGGAGGAACCUACAACUGCCGGACUGGAGGGAGGCAAGGCGCAGUAGGAGGCGGGAGGGAGAGUAAUCUGUUCAAGAGCGCGCAAUGGUAUAGCACGGAUAAUGAGCUGCGGACAUGGAUAGUUCCUGCGGACCUCCUUGAGCCAUCAGCAUCCCCUAAACACCUCGAGCCAUUCUCUUCACUUCGCACCGCAGAGCCUGUAUAUGCGGCGGCUAUAUAUCCAUAUAUGCAGCUAUCCACACCGUCUACGUGCUGUUUCAUCGCAUCUUCACGCGAUCACCCAAUACAACUCUAUGAUAUGCUUACACCUACCACCCGUGCAAGCUAUCCCCUGAUCGAUCCAAUGACGGAGAAAUAUCACACCCCAGCAUCACUUCUUUUUGCUCCGUCGAACCCGAAUCGGUUCAUUGCAGGGACCACAUCGCAGAUAUCGUUCUUUGAUAUCCAUCGCAAUGGAGAGGGGCCAGUGGUUGCAUUGAAGACAAUACCUACCAGAAGGAGUGUUCAGACUGCACACACAAUGAAGGGUAUCAUAUCUGCCCUGGCAGUAUGUCCCGGAAGCUCUGAUGGGACCGGUGUCUUAGCGGCUGGAACAUUCGGAAGACAGGUAGGUUUAUAUUCAGCAGAGGGAACGGGAGAGACAAUUGGUGUAUUUGGAUUGGGCGAGAGUGAUGGUGCAGGAGUCACACAGUUGGUAUGGAGCCAGUGUGAAAGGUAUCUUUAUAUUGCAGAGAGGAAAAGCGAGGUAAUUUCCGUGUAUGAUAUUAGGGUUGCUGGAGAAAAGGUCGAGAGUUUUAGAGGUAGGCGAGCAGGAACCAAUCAGAGGGUGGGAAUUGAUGUGGCGUAUGCCUUGCGUGGUGAAGUGGUAGGCGGGGGAAUCGAUGGAAAAGUAAGAAUCUGGGAGGCAGGGCAUAGUAGAGAGGAUUCACAGAUCGGUAAUGCGAACUGCGAAUGGCAGGCACAUAAUGAUGUGGUGAGUAGCACAGUAGUGCAUCCUGGAGGAGCAGUUUUGGCAACCUGCUCGGGCUCGAGAAAGCCAGAGGCCCUCGAAGAGGAUGAGGGAGAGAGGAAAGAGGGGAAUAGUUGGGACAAUAGUCUAAAGAUUUGGGCACUAUCGCCCCUGAGUCAUGAUCAAGAGGAUAUAGGCGAUAAGGAGCAUAACACUGCCGACACAUACGAUAAGGAAAAGGAUGAAACAAUCGGAGUGGCUAUUGGUCAAAAAGGUACUGAAGACAUAGUAGGCGCAUGUAUAUAG
Molecule: messenger RNA, 1293 nt
Organism: Morchella sextelata
Lineage: Eukaryota; Fungi; Ascomycota; Pezizomycetes; Pezizales; Morchellaceae
Exons: 3
Coding region: 1-1293 (430 amino acids)
Molecular function (GO): protein binding
Source: RefSeq, a predicted model, not a curated record